UACUCCGCGCGAAUGUCAACUUAUGAACAAAACUGUUAAAAUAAUCCAAAUGCUUUCAAAAAGAAAGUCAUUGCAGAUGAAAAGCACUAAAAAUGUAUUUGUGUAGAUCCGUUUUACAUGUAUCUAUAAAGAUGCUUGUGUCGUAAUUAUAAAUAAAUAAAUGGCUAAAGAUUCAUGGUUAAAGUUCGUUCACGCAGCGUUUCAUACCAUUUUAAUUUGGAGAGGAAAUGUUGUGAUCACAAUCAGCCAAGUUACAGCGCAAUAGUUUCAGUUCACUGAAGAUGAGAGCUCAAUGCAUCAUUUGUCAAGAACUGUUUGAGAAUGAUGAUAUUCAGGUGGUAUCAGCGCUGUUUUGUGGGCACACUUUCCAUGCGGCCUGUCUCAACCAAUGGCUGGAAAGUGGCAGCACAUGCCCAAGCUGUCGAGAGCGGGUCGACAGAAAGAAAAUCGUACAGCGGUUGUUCUUUGACAGUCCUGAAGACACUGGAGAUGUCAUUGAUGAAAGCAAAGUUCAGAACCAACUGGAUAACCUGAAACUUGAGGUUCGUAAGGCAGAGAAAGCCAAAAAUGAUGCCAUCAAGCAGGCAGAGGUGAGAGAAGAGAAGAUAGGGAGGCUCGAGGCGUCCUGUGAGAAACUCACACAGCAGCUGAAGCAAGAGCAGAGCACGAGUAGUUCCCAUGUGCAGAUGUUGAAGUAUUACGAGAGUCAGCAGAAAUCUCUGGACCUGGAGAGAGAGGAGUGCAAGAAAGUCAAACAGAGGCUUGCUACACUGCAGAGUGUGGAGACACUUCUCAAUGGUUCAGAGUCAGACGCAGUGGAUAUCAUAUCAGCCAGCGGGGAGGGACCAGGGGCGGUACAGUCACUGUCUCGCCAGGUGGCCUUUCUGAAACGGGAAUAUGAGAAAUUAAAGCAUGAAAAGAGACAAUACAAAGAUCACUGUGAUAAACUGCAGUUGGCUGAGCGUACAAAGGCCAAGAAAUUGCAGGAAAUGGAGAAGAAGUGUGAAAUCUUGAGUGAACAGUUGGAGAGGUCUGAAGGCGAUCUAAAAAUAGCCGAGAAGCAUUUAGACAUUGUGAAAACUAAAAAUACCAAACUUGUGACGAAGCUUAAGAAAUUUGCCUCACAGUCUACCUCAGAGCCUAAGAUUAAAGGGAAAACGGGUGAUAGUGGAGAAUGUGGAAAAUGUGAUAAACUUUUACAGUCGGUACACAACAUUUGCGACAAGGACAAGGACAAAAAGUUUGAUACGUCUGCAAACAGCGCUAGUUUCAAUGAGUUAUUAAAUGACAGCGCUCGAUUUAAGUUGUUUUCUGCCUCCACUCCAAAACUGACUACGCCUCCUGACUCCCAGGGUAGUUAUGACCGUGACCUUGACCUCACACCAGACAUUUUCUGUUCUCCGUCCCCGGCAAAAACACAGAAAUUGCAAGAGGAUGAUUUAUUGCAAACUGGUACCUCCAACGUAACUCAGAGCACCGCACAAAAGACGCUCAAGUUUGCAUCCCAUACAUUUGCACGCAGUCAGUUUGCGUUGGAGAGCCAGACGCAAACAAAGGGAGGUAAGCGGCAUAUGUCGGACGAUGUGGAUGAGAAUGACUCGGAGAAUAAUUCGCAACUGUUUAAGUUAACUUCUGCAGCAGAGAAAAAUUCACAGAAAUUAAAACGAUUUAAAAGUGAAUCCUCCAUCAAGGAUUCGAACCAGUUGUUAAAUUAUGCAGGUAUGAAUAUUUUCAAGAAACGAGAGCUAGGUGAAAGGAAUACAAACAAGGGCAGCAUUAUUCAGCGAGGUUUUGAUGGCCUUGGUGGUCAUACAACGUUUGUUAAUGCUCUUGGAAAUCCGUUUAAGAAACCAGCUGCGAAAAAAACUGUGUCAAAACUUGGCAAGAUGCCUUCACUACCCAAGUUGGACAAUUUUAUAGUGUUAGAUUAAUUUUUUAUUACAUGUUGAGAUUGGUAAUUAAUCAUGACAUUGAUAGAAAAGGUGGUGUUGGAGUCAUGUGUUUAAGGUUACAAACAAUACGAUGUUCUAGCUCAAGCUAUUAAACAUUAUUGUGUAUAAGGAGGGAUAAAGAGUACAUGGUUUGUCAAAUGCGAUCAUGAAGCCAUAUUUACCAUAAACAUUUGUCAAAUACGAUCAUGAAGCCAUAUUUACCAUAAACAUUUAAUUCUGAGUCCAUAUUGCAUAGAAAUGCAACUUCUGUCAGUAAAUCAUGAAAGAUGUUUGCGCCCUAAUGGAGCUCGCUUUGUAGGUCCAGUUGUUGCAAAAGAAAUGCUGGUAACAAAGUAUUUUACCAAUAACAAAUUACAAUAGUUCUAUUAAUCAGAAUUUCCAUUUUGAAUCAUCAUUAUUGCAAAUAACUUUACAAGUGUUAUUAACCAGGUUUUCCGAAGGAAAAAACUGGUUAUUAGAUUGGCGAAUGUGGGCGGGCUGGCUGGCGGGCUUGCGGGCGGGCGGAACAAGCUUGUCCGGGCCAUAACUAUGUCGUUCAUUGUCAGAUUUUAAAAUCAUUUGGCACAUUUGUUCACCAUCAUUGGACGGUGUGUCGCGCGAAAUAAUUACGUCGAUAUCUCCAAGGUCAAGGUCACACUUUGAGUUCAAAGGUCAAAAAUAGCCAUAAAUGAGCUUGUCCUGGCCAUAACUAUGUCAUUCAUUGUGAGAUUUUAAAAUCAUUUGGCACAUUUGUUCACCAUCAUGGGACGGUGUGUCGCACGAAAGAAUCACGUCAAUAUCUCCAAUGUCAAGGUCGCCACGACUAAAAAUAGAUUUUUUUAAAAACAAACUUACAAAGGGGGUUAAUUUUGUUUGUUCAUUUCAAAAGUUCAGUUUGAGUUUUCUCCCUUUAUCAGAUUUUUUUUUCACAAUGAAAACCUGGUUUUGUGACAAUUUUGUCCCUUGUUUAUUCUGUGGUAUCAAUUACUGCGUUACUAGGGUGUUGCUAUAUGUUUGGUUACUGCAUACUUUUUUUAUAAAUAUUUCAUUUCUAUUUUGCAGCAACAUCAAAAACUAAUAUCAUGCCUUUUCUUUGCCUAUCUACACACGUGUUUAACCUACCCAUUCCCAAAGCAAAAUGAAAUAAAAAUCCCAAUUUAAAAAACAAAUCCAAUUUAAGAUUUUGUAUUAUUAAGUGUCUUAAUAACUCUUGUGAUAAUAACAUCUCAAUUUUACAUGUACAUGCAUAUAUAUUACAUCUAGCAAAUUACAAAGCUAUUUUUUGUAUGAUUUUGUUCUUAUAAUUUGAAUAAUUAUAAAUUGUUAAAGUUUAACUAUUUUUCCCAUAUGAGGAGACUUUUUGCGCAAAAAAUCGAAAUGCUGAAAUUGCUAUUUGUCCAAAAUGUCAAGGAAAAGGCCUAAAUAUUGAAGACAGAAAAAAGUAAUAUGGAAAUUAUUGUGAGAUACUUUUGUUACCAACAGUUAUGUUCAAUCAAUGCUUUGGCAAUACUAUUCUGCUUACUCACUGGCUGACUUUUUUUGUGCACAACUUUAUAAAUACGGUAUACAUACAUUUUCUACCAUGUCUGAAUCGUAUUUUGUUUUGAUAGUGAUUUAAAUAAAGUUUUAUUUUGCUAGAAUGAUAUAA
Dreissena polymorpha is the source of this 3579-nucleotide messenger RNA. RefSeq names its product myosin heavy chain, non-muscle-like. The record is from RefSeq and is a predicted model, not a curated record. The transcript is spliced from 7 exons. The coding region runs from base 282 to 1931 and encodes 549 amino acids. Lineage: Eukaryota; Metazoa; Mollusca; Bivalvia; Myida; Dreissenidae.